Messenger RNA from Oncorhynchus mykiss (rainbow trout), 2752 nucleotides. RefSeq names its product chromosome 22 C2orf69 homolog (gene c22h2orf69). Lineage: Eukaryota; Metazoa; Chordata; Actinopteri; Salmoniformes; Salmonidae. Gene Ontology annotation, cellular component: mitochondrion. The record is from RefSeq and is a predicted model, not a curated record.
UUUUCAGCGCAUGAGUUUAGCAAGCAAAAGACACCAUGACUUCGCCUACAACAAGCGUGAUCUGGGUUUUCUAUUGGAGAAGCAGUUUCUGCCCAUCUUUAUAUUGUACGGUCUUUUGCUGUGAUCAUGCGCAAUUCGUAUUUUGCUUACAGGAACCGGAUGAGGGCUGGUUCCCGUGCUGACGUCCUUGGCAAACAGCGACACGUGGAGGACCAAAAUGCAAAGACAACAACAGUACUCGCUUUAGCGUCACCCAGGUUGACAAAAUUAUCAACGUCUAGGAUAAACAACGAUGUUGAGGAGGAACUACAACGACAUAAGGUAGAAAGUUGUUUAUGACUAUGUUGUCGAUGUUGCAUCGUUUUGCACGUUCAUUGUUGUAUGUCUGCCUCGGAUGCUGUACAUUAACUGGCCAUGCAUUUGCGUCUAAACUACAUUAAUCCGGUUUUAGCCCCCAUGAUAACCGCUCGUGGAGUUGCAACGGGCUUUCAUUGUGCAGCCAAAGCAAUGAGCGCUGCAGUAGGUUCAUCGCCAUUCGAGCCUCCAGAGCAUUGUCUGCCUGGAGUCCAGGAAACACGCCCUGGGAGCCCGCCGCGACUGCGGAGACUGGUCGACAUUCCGGGAUGCCAACCGGACCGAGUCAACGACUUGCUUCUACUCAGUAACGUUACUUCGGAUUCACAGGGACAGUGCGGUUCAGACGCCGAAGAUCGCAGUGCACAUGUUGUGUUUUUCCCUGGAGACAUACAGAAUUUCCAGCAGGAGAUGUCGCUCCAGCCAGAGGGGGCGCAGUGGCUAUCCUGGAGCCUGGAGAACGUUGCCCUCACCCUGGGUCGCCGCUUCCCUGACCGCCACGUGUGGGUGAUUCGAGCCUCCCGCAUGUACCUGCACAAGUUCAGCUGCUAUCACAACUUUGUGGAGAGCAACCUGUUUGGAGCGCCCGAGCACUCACCUGACUACGGAGCAUUUCGCCACCUGAGGGCACUGCUGAGCAACGGCAUGGAGCGCGCUGGCUUGCCCAACCCCCUCCCGCUUCAAAGGGGUGGCGACACAGUCGCCCCGGGUUUCUCCUUGGCCGUGGUGGGCUUCAGCAAAGGCUGUGUGGUGCUCAACCAGAUGGUGUACGAGCUGGCGAGGGCACGGGCUGACCCGGAGCUGGGGCCAUUUGUGGAGCGCCUUUCAGACAUGUACUGGCUGGACGGUGGCCACCCGGGAGGCAGCGAGACCUGGGUGACUGACAAGCGGGUGCUGGGGGAACUGGCGGCCAGCGGGGUUGCGGUCCACGCCCACGUGACACCGUACGAGGUGCGUGACCCCAUGCGAGCCUGGGUGGGCCGAGAGCAUGGGUGCUUUGUCAAGAAACUUGAGGAUCUAGGGGCCCGACUCAGCCAGAAGAUGCACUUUGAGGAUGAGCCCGCAUCCAUCGAGAACCACUUCCGGAUCAUCCAGGAUUUCUGAGGCGUUUGUUCAUUCCUGAUUGUCUAUUGGCAUGCAAAGUAAAAAAAAUAAAAAUACUGUCAAAGCUUGAUUCAAUUUGCAAAUUUCUGGUUUAAUGCAAGGGGCCAAAGCUAGUUGGGUCUCAUUCAUCCCUCUUGGUUCUUCCUUUCAUGCAGAAGUCAAUCUAUCACUAUCCCUAUCUCCCUAGACCUCAUAUUUCAUGAUCUAAGGGCUCAAAUAUAAUUUACUUUAAAAUCCAAGCAUGCAGAUCCCAAUUGGAACGCAUCUAGACACCCCUCAGUCAUUUCUCCUAGGAAUGUAUUUCCUUACUUCUACUAGAUUGGCCUUUACCAUAGACAAAGUUUGCAUAUUGUACCGAAUAAGGGCUAUUUGCAUGUGAUCAUUUGACAGAAUGCACCUUUUAAAGAGUAUGUAGCACAAAAUCAAACCUUUAAUGAAAAAAAUUGGGGAAAUGGCACCGCACAACCUCCAGUAAAGUCACUUUCUAACUAGGGAUUUCAUGUUUAAUUUAGGUAGUACAGUAAUUCUGCUCAUAGAUUAUGCAUGUAUGAACUACACUUUAACAUCCAGCCCAUAGCGAAAGGUUUAAAAAAUGCUGUACUUACUAGUCGCCAAAAUUCCGGAGCAUGUCUUAAGAUCAAGGGCCAGACCUGUCAAUUGUCAGAUUAUCUAACCUUGAUUGUAAUCUUUGCCUUUUUGUGAAAUACAACACAUUGAUUGUAAUCUAAAAAGUAGCUUUGAUCCAAUGUCCAAUGUGGUUGAGUAAAGUUUAUUUUCUUGCAUAAUUUCGGGGGCAACAGUUGACUAUUGCUCAAGUGCAGCAGCUCCUUCCAUUGAACUUUGUCUUGAUGUCAAGUGACAUACUGUGGUGACUUGGAGUGGGCCUCUGUUUCACCAAGGAACACUUGGUGGUGUUUGUGUGGAACAACUACAUUUCCUGAUGUUGCUUGGGUCAGAAUGUCCCGUCUUGUAAAUUGAUUUAUGUUCAGUGAUGGACUUUGAGUUGGAGGUUAGCUUAAAUUAAUCUUGCAGGCUGAUGUUCAGCAUUCAUACUGUAUUCUAAUAGACUAGAGUGAUAUCUCUUGGUAAGCUUAUAGAGCUGCUUUUGCAUUACCUACCAUGCUGGAUUUCUGGUGAUUGUUUCAAUGGCUACUGAAAUGCAAUGAAUGUACUUUUCUACUUCAUAGCCAUUCCAUUUUUCAAAUGCUGUUUUUGUUCAAGACAUGCUAUUCCAUAGCUGCUGUUGUAUGAUUUGCCCAUUUAGAAAUAAAUGAACAACUCUUAAAAGAUACAA